Molecule: messenger RNA, 2793 nt
Organism: Metschnikowia bicuspidata var. bicuspidata NRRL YB-4993
Lineage: Eukaryota; Fungi; Ascomycota; Pichiomycetes; Serinales; Metschnikowiaceae
Exons: 1
Coding region: 1-2793 (930 amino acids)
Biological process (GO): protein import into nucleus
Cellular component (GO): nucleus; cytoplasm
Molecular function (GO): nuclear import signal receptor activity; protein binding
Source: RefSeq, a predicted model, not a curated record
AUGUGGCAGGCCCACCCGCACGAGCUCGCACAGCUCCGCAAGGUCUUCAGAGCAACGCUCCUGCCAAACAACGCCGAGCGAGGCGCCGCGCAUGAGUUCCUCGCACACGCAAAGACACAGGCGCUGUUUGAAAACUACCUCUGCCAGCUCUUGGUGCACGACUCCGAGGCCACGCCCGACGUGCGGGCCGCGGCAGGCAUGAACUUGAAGAACUCCGUGCUCCGGGACCGGCUGCGGCCGCGCGAGUUCCUCAAGGCCAGCGUCUUGAUGGGCUUGAUGCUGCCUGAAACCAUGGUGCGCAACAUCACGGGAAACGUGAUCACGUCCAUGUUUGUGGCGCUCGGCACGGCCGGCUGGCCCGAGCUUCUCGGCCAGCUCUUGCUGGUGCCGGAGUCGCCCGACGCGCCCGUGGCGUGCAAGGAGGCGGCCGUGCAGACCUUGGCCAAGAUCUGUGAAGACAAUGCCGUGGCCUUGGACAAGGAGUGCCGCGGCGAGCGGCCGUUGGACCACGUCACGGCGCGGCUCCUCGGCCUCGUGCAGGCGCCGCAAGCAACUCCCCAGCUCCGGGCGGCCGUGGUGCACUGCCUCAACCAGUUGGUGCCGUUGAAGUCGCCGCUGGUGCUCGUGUUCUUGGACCGGUACUUGCAGGCGCUUUUCGGCAUGGCCAGCGACACCAGUGCCGAGGUGCGCAAGAACGUGUGCGCCGCGUUCCUCGGCGUCAUGGAGGCGUGGCCCGACAGGCUCUUGCCGCACAUGGACGGCGUGGUGUCGUACUGCGUGCACCUGAUGCGGGACGCCGACGAGGGCGUGGCCAUCGAGGCCUGCGAGUUCUUGCUAGCGCUCUCCGAGCGGCCGGACGAGGCGGGCGGCCCGUUGCUCAAGGCCCAGCUCCGGGCCGUGCUUCCCGUUCUCUUGGAGAAAAUGGUGUACUCCGACGAGCAGAUCGUCUUGAUCGACAUUUUGGACGAGCGGGACAACGCGCACGACGCGGACAGGCAGGAGGACGUGCGCCCCAACAUGGCCAAGGGCAAGGGCGUGCACUCGGUCAGCAAGCGCGGCACCGCCCGCAAGCACCCCGGCGAAUACGACUCGGACGUGUCUGAUUCCGAGGGCGACGCCGCGGACGACGACUCCGACGACGACGACGACGACGAGCUCAAUCUGUGGAACUUGAGGCGCUGCGCUGCGGCCACGCUCGACGCCGUGUCGCUCAACCACCCGCAGGAGGUCAUCGAGACCACCCUCCCCAUUUUGCAGGAGACAAUUGUGUCCUCCGAGUGGCCCGUCCGGGAGGCGGCCAUCUUGGCGUUUGGUGCCAUAUCCAAGAGCUGCACCGAGCUCGCGCGUGACAAGUUGCCCACCCUUGUCCCGUUCUUGGUCGACCGCAUGAAGGACGCCGAGCCCCGGGUGCGCCAGAUCUCGUGCUGGACGCUAUCGCAAUACGCCGCUUGGAUCUGCGACGAGGCCCACGAGGGGGGCCAGUACGCGUCGUACUUCCAGCACACGUUUGAGGCCGUGGUCCUGUUGACGUUGGACCCUAAGAAACUCGUGCAGCACGCCGCGUGCUCGUCGCUCUCGCUGUUUGUCGAGGCCGCGGAUGUGUCUCUCAUCCAGUACUAUGUCGGCCCGCUUUUGGAGCACUUUGCCAAGUGCUUCCUGAAGUAUCAGCGGAAAAACUUGAUCAUUCUCUACGACUCCGUCUCGACUUUCGUCGAGAGGAUCGGGCCAGCCGUCUUUGGCCUGACGCCAGAACACGCCAACGUCUUGUUGCCACCCUUGUUGCAGAACUGGCAGCUGCUAGACGACGAUGACACGGACUUGUGGCCCUUGUUGGAAUGCAUGUCCGUGGUUGCUGCCACCAUGGGCGAGGCCUUUGCCCCGUACGCGAUGCCCGUGUACGAAAGGGCCUUGAAAAUCUUGGCCAAUGCCAUCCAGCUCAACCAGAAUGUGCAUACAGACCCGCUUAUCGAGGCCCCAGAGAAAGACUUCAUGGUGGCUUCUCUCGACUUGAUCGACGGACUAGUGCAGGGCUUCAAGGAGCACUCGGUCCAGAUGAUGAGCCAACAUGGCGCCAAUGUGAUGGAGCCGGUUUUGGCCUGCCUCGAGGAUCACGAGGAUGACGUGAGACAACUGGCCUACGCCUUGUUGGGAGACUUGGCCAUUUUCGCAUGCGAAGCCACAAUCGAGCCCUACAUCGACAGAGUGGUCAUCUGCAUCGGAAACGAGAUCAACAACUACUCGUACGGCACAUACCCCGUCACCAACAACUCCGUCUGGGCCUUUGGCGAAAUUGCCAUCAAGGCGAACCCCGAAUCUCUCAAAUCAUACAUCCCCAAUGUGGUCAACUUGUUGAUCCCUCUCCUCAACUCUUCAAACACCCACCAAACAGUUUUGGAGAAUGCGGCCAUCUGCUUGGGCCGUUUGGGUGUUCCUGGAGGCGCACUCUUCAUCGCGCAUAGGUUGCCUGAAUUCAUAUACUCCUGGUGCACUCAGAUGAUGUACGUGAUAGAAAAUGAGGAGAAAGAGUCUGGUUUCAUUGGUAUGAUCGAAACGCUCAAGUCCAGUCCUGACGCGUCGUUGGGUGGCUUGGCUAAUCCCGAAGGCCGCAAGAACUUGGCUUUGUUCAUAAGCUGCAUUGGGAACUAUUUCGAGCCCCUGGAAGCUCUUAAGGAAUUGUUUUUCCAAACCCUCAUGAGCUACAAGGAAGUUGUCGGCCAUGCUUGGGAAAGCCAAAUCAUGUCCUUAAUUGACUCCGAGACAAGAGGUUUUCUUCAAAGCACAUAUGGCAUUUGA